Molecule: messenger RNA, 1452 nt
Organism: Lachancea dasiensis
Lineage: Eukaryota; Fungi; Ascomycota; Saccharomycetes; Saccharomycetales; Saccharomycetaceae
Source: the annotation of a GenBank genome assembly
AUGACAGAGAUACCAUCAAACAUAUUGGGCGACCCGCCAAAAUACGUCAGGCAGUCUGUAAUGAGCCGGUGCAUUCAGUCGUCGACUGACGCAACAGACUCAGAUCUGGACGCAGAUUUAGAUGUUGACAUGGACGACCCAACAUUUGAACUGCCGCUAAAGGCCAAAACAAGACUUUCCAGGUCGACCAACUUCCCUGAUUUGGAGCCGGUGGUGAGCUUCGACAAAAGGGUCAGGUUUCAGAGCCAAACAACUUCUCCCUGGUCCUCGACGUUGUCCGAGGAAAGGAUUGGCGAUUUAGAACCGGAUUAUAUGGACGUUCCGACGCCCAAAGUCAUCUCACAGGCUCAUCGCAAACCACACAUAGAAGACGUCAUCCAACAUGCCCAUAGCCUGAACCGAUAUCUGGACCAGAAUAUGGACAAGAUAAACUCGUUCCAGUCUGGAAUAUAUGAUCAGGAACACGAUAACCCGUUCCCACUGAGCCACAACUUUGCCAGUAUCAUUGCUACUGCUCCUACUACCUCUUCGCGAUCGGUGUCGAAUUUUCAAUUAAGUGAAGGUGAUCAAAGCGAUCUGCUGGAGAAAUUUCAAUCCGACCACGAUAGCAUUUCCGGCGCAAUUCUGCAGGAUGACACGGAAAGCGAGGACCGCAAAAUCAAACAGAUACUGUCGAGCCAUCAGACUGCAACCUAUCCACUUUCGGAGAAUCAUUCCACCAGGAGUUUAGCCAAGGACGACCUUAAGCGCGGGCCCGAUGAACUACAUCAUGUACCUUCCUUAGUAUCUUUGAGGUCGCUAGCAAAUGAUACCACAGUACCUUGCUCACCUGAAGUAAUGAAUUUUGAGUUUCUCAAGCCGCAUAUCUCUCUGCCUCAGCGUCCGGACACGGGGGGAGAUGGCCAAGAAAUAAAUGAAAGUCCUCCCGAUAUGGACGCCCAGGCGGCCCUCGAGUUAUUUGCCUCUACCAUAACGUAUAUUCUCAAGCUGAGCGAAACUGUGGAGAUAAGUCCCGAAGAUGUGACGCCUCUUUUUGGAGCAUUUAAAAUGAAGUCUAUUCCAACGUUAGGGUAUGAACAGUACCUCCAGAGAAUCCACAAUAAGUUUUUGUUUGCACCUAUUGUAUAUCUCACAGCAGCACACCUUUUGCAAGGGUUGAUAUUAGAAAAGAGAACUGCUGAUGACCACAAACUCACUUGCAAGUUCAAGAUCGAACAGUCACAAGUGCACCGCUUAAUAAUAGCCAGUGUGCGAAUAGCCACCAAAUUACUUGAGGAUUGUGUGCAUUCGCACAUGUAUUUCAGCCGUAUAUGUGGGAUCUCUAAAAAGCUCCUCACGAAGGUCGAGGUCGCCUUGCUUCAAUGUUUGCAGUUUGAGGGACUGAAAAUUACGAACAAAAGUUUAAUGAACGUCACAAAGAUCCACCAGGAACUAAGUGAAAUGACUAAAUAG